Messenger RNA from Hemicordylus capensis (graceful crag lizard), 651 nucleotides. RefSeq names its product trafficking protein particle complex subunit 13-like. The record is from RefSeq and is a predicted model, not a curated record. The coding region runs from base 1 to 651 and encodes 216 amino acids. Lineage: Eukaryota; Metazoa; Chordata; Lepidosauria; Squamata; Cordylidae. Gene Ontology annotation, cellular component: TRAPPIII protein complex. The transcript is spliced from 2 exons.
AUGCUUCCUCCAUGGAACAAGCCUCCUAAGUUAGCAAGGAAAACUGGGCAGAUCAGGCUGGGCAAGAGAGCCGAUCUGAAGGGUGGCAUGAAUGACCUGUCCCCAUGUGUUCCUUCCACUGUAAAAGGAGUAGAAACAUUAAUGCUUGGGGAAAUGUUGACUUUGCCUCAGAACUUUGGAAAUAUAUUCUUAGGAGAGACAUUUUCCAGCUACAUUAGUGUACAUAAUGACAGUCAUCAAGUGGUAACAGAUAUUUUGGUAAAGGCUGACCUACAGACAAGUUCACAGUGUUUAAAUCUUUCAGCCUCCAGUUCUGCAGUGGCAGAACUCAAACAAGACUGUUGCAUCAAUGAUGUAAUUCACCAUGAAGUAAAAGAAAUAGGGACACACAUCUUAGUGUGUGCUGUAAGCUACACCACACAGACAGGUGAGAAGAUGUACUUCAGAAAGUUCUUCAAAUUUCAGGUCCUCAAACUCCUAGAUGUGAAAAUGAAAUUCUACAAUGCUGAGACUGAUGAAGUCUUUUUGGAAGCUCAGAUUCAGAACAUCACAACUUCUCCAAUGUUUAUGGAGAAGGUGUCAUUGGAGCCUUCAAUGAUGCACAAUGUAGCAGAAUUAAAUGCUGUUGGCCAAGGUAGAGAAAGCUUGUAG